Messenger RNA from Chelmon rostratus (copperband butterflyfish), 6465 nucleotides. RefSeq names its product beta-1,3-galactosyltransferase 8 (gene b3galt8). The record is from RefSeq and is a predicted model, not a curated record. The coding region runs from base 51 to 1016 and encodes 321 amino acids. The transcript has a single exon. Gene Ontology annotation, cellular component: membrane. Gene Ontology annotation, molecular function: N-acetyl-beta-D-glucosaminide beta-(1,3)-galactosyltransferase activity. NCBI's taxonomy places the organism in Eukaryota, Metazoa, Chordata, Actinopteri, Chaetodontiformes, Chaetodontidae.
CACUUCGGACUCGCAGCAGGACGACAGAGUGAACAGGGGACUUUGAUGCAAUGAGGAUCACCUGUGCCUGGAGGUUAGUGAAGUUACUCACCGUCUCAGCCGUGUUUGUCCUCUCUGCUCAGAUCCUGGUGAGCAGAGUAACACUGGGCAAUCAUCCGUCAAAGCCAAGUCCCCUUCCUGUGGAGGAGUACAGGGUCAUAUCCCCUGAAACCUACCAGUAUAUUUUCAACCAGCCUACUGUAUGCAAAGACAGAAGCCCCUUCCUGGUUUUUAUGGUCCCAGUUGCCCCUCUAGAGGUUGCAGCAAGGGAGGCUGUGAGGAAAACAUGGGGUGCUCCAAGCCAGGAUAUCCUCACUCUGUUCUACAUGGGGCUCCCGGAGGGGCGGCAGGUGUCAAGCAUCCAGGACAUGCUGGAGGAGGAGAGUAGGAAACAGGCAGACAUCAUCCAGAUGGACUUCCAGGACAGCUACCAGAACUUGACCAUCAAGACCAUGAUGAUGAUGAACUGGCUGGUGACCUACUGUCCAAACACCUCCUACGCCAUGAAGGUGGAUGCUGACAUCUUUGUGAAUGUGUUCUACCUCAUCAGACGGCUGAGGAGCUCCCCGAGACAGGACUUCAUCACAGGCUCCGUGAUAAAUGACGGCAGGCCGAGGAGGGACAUUAACAGCAAAUGGCAUGUGUCAGAGCAGCUGUACCCAGAGGACAGCUUUCCCUGGUAUGUGUCUGGAGCUGGGUAUGUCUUUUCUGCAGACCUGGCCGCCAGGAUCUCCUGGGCAUCCAGGUAUGUCCGGAUGAUCCCCCUAGAGGAUGUCUAUGUAGGGUUGUGUCUGCGCGUGCUGGGGGUCCGGCCCGUGUACUCCCGCAGCCUGCUGACCCUCAGGAACCUGUUUGAAAUCAGAACGCUGGAGUACGACAGGUGCACUUUUGCCAAACUGGUCAUUGUCAAUCGAUAUAAUCCAUCACAACUGAUGCACAUUUGGCAAGACUUUUCCAAAGGACAUAGUAGUUGCUGACAAAGAUUACCAAAUAAUGAAAUAUGUAGCCUGCUGUAAGGGAAAGAAAGCCAUAUAGACACACAGCCAUACGGGUGGAUGAAGUGAGUUUAGGUGUAUUGGCAAACAUAAAGUCUGGAAAGGAAAUUAUAAUAAUUAUCAGGGAAUUUAACAACUGGGACACUUUCCAGUGAUAUAAAAAUGCAGUUCUGAAACAAUAGUAGUCAAUAAGAAAAGAAAAUCAAUUGACAAAAGAUUCUGAUAAUCGAUUAAUCCUUUAAAUCAGUGGCUCCCAACGUGGGGAUCUUGACCAUACCAUGGCUCCUGAGGCAGGAGUUUUUUUUUCACAGAGGACAUUUUGACAUGUGACAAUAAGAAAAGCACCGGUGUAAUUAAUAAAUCAAUGAUGGCUGGAUUCCAUUUAGCUGCCUCAGUUUCAGGGUACUGGUGUUGUACAUACUGGCUCAUGUUAUAGACCAGUGCCAUUGGAUCAGUAACUCCUGUGCUUUUCCUACAAGAAAGAAAAUGCCUUAUCUUUUUUUUUUUUCUUUAAUCUUUUUUAUUGCAAAACACCAGUUUUACCUCCCCAAGCCUCUAAAGCCAAUCAUAUCAAAUAAUCAGAGAAGGUAACAUUACUCUUUAAUUAAACUGCUCACAAAUCAAAGAAUAUGAUUUAUUGAUUUAACAUUAAAUGUUAAACAUUAAAUUAAGGGUAAAGCAGGUACAGCCUAGUUUUUAAGGGCCCCAAGCUAAAAAGGUUGAGGACCAAUUCAGUCCUCAAGCAAAAAUGCUGAAAACUUGUUGCUUCUUAUGUGAGAACUUGAAUCUUUUCUGUCUUGUAUAUCAACAUUAACGGAAUAUGUUUGGUUUUUGGACAGUUGGUUGGAUAAAACUGGAAACCAUAGGCUCUGAGAAAUUGUGGGCAUUAACAACUAAUUUCUGAUAUAUUGCAAAGACUAAAUGAUUAAUUUAAACUUUAAACUAAAUUAAACUGCCUGUAAGUAACUCCUGAUUAUAUUGUUUAUUAUUUGAUGAAUUUUGGAAAAAAGCCCAUCCAAGGUGACAUCGUCACAUGUCUCGUUUUGUCCAACCAACACAACAAACCAAAGACAAGCAGCAAAGCUGACCAGACAGGAAGCAACAUUCUUUCUUUCUUUCAUUCUUUCUCUCUCUCUCUCUCUCUCUCUCUCUCUCUGUCUUUUUUUCAGUCCUUUAAAGAGACAGAUAUUUACUGCUGGAAGUCAUGGUGCUUUAACUUCUUUAUCCAAAGUGCCGGAACAGUCAUUUCAUUUGAACCCCUGUAGGGGCUAAAUGACAUAGUGUAUUCUCAGAAUUUGGAGUUUACGCCAAAGACUAUUUGAUAAAAGAUCCAUUUUACUGCCAUUACACUCAUUCUUCAAUUAGUGCCUGAUAGAUUUUCAGCCCCACGUACGUGUACAGCACAUGUACCGUAAAUCACAUGGAGUCACAUCACCCAGCAAACACUGUUAAAAAACAAAUCUAUAAGAUCUACUUGCUACAUUGCACUGCGACUAUGUAAUGCAAAGAGCUUCAUAUAAUGUAAACAUUGCUGAACAAUCUGCAUCUUAUUUGUCAGGUUAGUGUGCCUUCUUAUUUACAGUAUGUAUUUCAUGACAGUGUGCCUCCUUAUGUGUGUGUUGUAGUUACACAUGACAACCAGCUGGUGGCAGUAUGUGUCAGCAGAUGACACAUUUGAUAAUGCAGAUGUAUAUUGAUGUUGAUUUAGUGCCUAAUGCAGAUAGACUAUGACCUCUAGACAGCGAUAGUUAUUUAUAAAUUAUAAGAAUUUUUGCUCUUUUUUCUUUCACCUAUUUCCUUUUAAGUUACAACAGUGUGACAGUGCUGACUGUGAUACACUGUGCACCAAAAUGCCUCAUACAUUUACAGUAUACCCUAUCAUUGGAUCUUGGAGUUAAUGAGAACACAUGGAUAACUGAAUGCAGUGUAUUUGUCAGUGAGUCAGUUCAUUCUAAUUUAUAAGUAAUUCAGUAAUUCAAGGAACUGUUCAAUCACUGUUUAUUACUGCUGCUAAUGUUUUGAGAGUUUUAGUGUAUUGUGCUGGAGUGAAUGCUAAAUAUAAAGUGAUGGAAUUAUUCAGAGAUAAUAAAAAGCAAUAAUACAAUAUUAAUUGUUAAUUGUAAUAACACUUGACUAACAUUCAGUGCAGUAUUAUGAGCAAAAUGUACUUCAAGUUUCAAAAAUUAAAGUACUUGUUAUGUAAACUGACUCUUUUUAUAGCGUUGAAGAGCGUCAAAGUCCUGAAAGAUGAAGAUGAAUUCUUUAGGAGAUGUUGUGUAGUUCAAAGACUCUGCACCGCCAUGGUCUACCCCUACAGGUGUGCUCACUUUCUGUGCCUUAUUAGACCUUUAAAUUAGGACGGUGUGGACAUCCACACAGGUUUUAUUGACACCUCUCUAACUUGGUAGUUUUUUUGCAGGACAAGUUACAACUUGAUCAUUUUUAUUUCUCAGUUUCUAUUUUUUUCUUUUGAAUGAAAAAUACAGUUUGCUCCUCGCUAACAGCACUCUGUAAGUUAAUAUCUGCAGACUAAAAGAAAUACAUUGUACACAUUGUUGGUGAAAACCUAACCUGUUUUGUUUGUUUGUAUUGUGAAGAAUGGGACAGUACUGAUGAAUAAAAUAAGACAGUAGAAAAGAAUAAAACAAGCAAACAUUGGUGCACAAAUCCCGGCUGUUCCCACCUCUAACCAGCCAACUGCCAACACCUGUGUGGCUGUGCAGGGCCUUUAACACAAUGCCCUCAUCUUUACGAAAUACUAAAAGUACAUGCAGUAAAGUACCAUUAACUCAAAAUAUAUCAAAAUUGUAUUUAAGUGCUGUACUUGAAUAAACUUCAAGUACGUUGUUCCAGUACUUUACACCACUGGACAUAUUGAGAUUUAUGGGACACAAGGAUGCAGACCAAAAUGAGAAUAUGGACAUUGUAAAAAUUCUAUUGAUAAGAAUAUGAUUGAGGAAAAUUGUAGUAGAAAGAAGCUCUGGUAAUUAUGUUAGUCCAUUAGUGCUACACUGUUAUUAUAGAGUACUGCAAAAGGUGUUUUAAAAGCCCUACCGUUCCAAUCCUAAUUGAUAGAGUUGACUGACCUUUUUUUUUGCAGAUGUUUACUGAUUUUCCAGAAUAAAACAGCACACAACACUUUCAAGAGUCUAAUGCAGAGUGGAGUUUUUCUUCUUUAAGCUUCCUUGAGGGAGUAUUUUUAACAUAGUCUUUCUCAACCGGUCUAAGUUUGGAUUCUACGAUCUACCUUUGUUCAGCUUACCUUGGCCAUUUGUUGAAUGUGUAACACAUGAUGAUGAGCAGUAAUGGAUCAUCUGUAGAUGAUCAGUUAAUAUUGAUUUCUAAUUUAAAAAAUGCCUUUUGCAUAUGAAAUCAACAGAUUGGAUCCUGGUGAACUAGAGAGAGGAGAAGGGAGCAGCAUUAGAUGCUGUGCAAUGACUGGCCUGCUGGCUGAUGCCUGCAGCCAGUGAGAGGACUCUGACAUAGCGAUUCACCAGUGUGGCCGACCGUCAGCAGAUGGCUGCCUCACUGCAAACUUGUAUCACCGACGGCAGUCUCGCUUCUCCAAACCACAGCUAAGGUCUGCAGGGAGCAGCAGAAGCUGCAAACACAAUAUUAACAGUUAUGGCUGUGCCUAUUUUCACAUCCAGCAGACACAGAGGAAAAUUAUUAUUUAUUGGAUCUUUAGUCUUUGUCCCCCUGUUCAAUAUUCAGCUCAGCUGUUUUGGUUUCUACCAGCUCCUGAGACAAGAUCCAGCUCUUUAGCUGCUGUUGCUGCUGUUUGGUAGUGGGCAGGUAGUGCAGGAUGUGUUUUUAGUGCUUUUUUGCAGUAAGCCACUUGCUGUUCCUGGAAAUAAGGUUGAUGAGUGACAUGAAACUCAACCAAAACAUUAAAGUCACCCAUUUCACAUUCCACAGUCAUUUCACUGACACAUAUUGAUUAGUGCAGCUUAAAUGGCUGCUCACAAAUAAUAAUACUGGGUGUUUCACUGCCACCAUCUGACAAAGAGAAGAGCUGGAUGAAAACAGCCUUUUGACACUCGAUUUCCAGAAAGGCAUUGUGUCAAUAAAUUAUCAUGAUAUAACCCUAGUUAUCAUCUGGGAUUUAAUUUAUUUUAAUGUUGUUGUAACGCUGAUGUAGUCUCUUUUCCUGUCUUCUUUUUUCAGUUAACUGUAGUCAAAGUGUAUAACUUGACAGCACUGGAAAGCACGUAGCUGCUUUGUAGUUGAAUAACUGUAUUAUGACAUUAAUGGAAUAUUGCACAUAUACACACGUAAAGGUUCAGAGUGACUUCCCAAGGCUCCGACAGAGCCACAGAGGACACUAUACAACUGUUCUCUCAGGCUGGGCUCACUCCACAUUAUGAGUAACUGAUCUUCAUGAGUAAAAUCACUGGAUUUCCCCUGUAACUAUAGGAUUCAGUGAGAACUUGACUUGCUACAGUAUGUUCUAUAAUUAAUUUCAAUUAUGUUUUAAGUACUGACUAAAUACUAAAUACAUUGAGAUGACCUGGCCUCCACAGUCAGCGUACCUGAACCCAAUUGAGAUGGUUUGGGGAGAGCUGGACUGCAGAGUGAAGGCAAAGGGGCCAACAAGUGCUAAACACCUCUGAGAACUCCUUCAAGACUGUUGGAAAACCAUUUCAGGUGACGAAGCUCAUCGAGAGAAUGCCAAGAGUGUGCAAAGCAGUAAUAAGAGCAAAGGGAGACUAUUUUGAAGAAGCUAGAAUAUAAAACAUGUUUUCAGUUAUUUCACCUUUUUUUGUUAAGAACAUAACUCCACAUGUGUUCAUACAUGGUUUUGAUGCUUUCAGUGAGAAUCUACAAUGUAAACAGUCAUGAAAAUAAAGAAAACACAUUGAAUGAGAAGGUGUGUCCAAACUUUUGGCCUGUACUGUAUGUUCAAAACUUUCCCACAUAUCUGUGCUGUUGAAUGAUUUUUAGAUUUGGUUAUAACUGAUUAAAAUGUUGAUCAAAUUUAAAUAGAAUUUAAGAUCAAAAGUUAAAUACUCUAAAUAAUUCUUGAAAACAAAAAGCUUAGGCUCCAAACAACCCAUGACAGUCAAAAUCACAAGAAAUCCCAUCUUCAACUUAAAAGACGACUCUUUCAUUGAGUGUUUUUGAAAGCAGAUCAGUGCUCUGUGCUAACAUCAGCUGAAAGUGUUCUGGGAAUGUGAAACUUACUUGGUUUCAAGCCUUUUUGAGAAAAAAUGUCCGUAGAGCAGAUCUCCUCCUUUUCUCUUUAUACUCCUUCAUGGUUCUCAUCUGUGUGUAGUUUCUUCUUCUCUCUGUGUUAUGGCAGAUUGCAACCAUUGCAGGUGAAGUUAUUUACUACUGCCACCCACUUUACCUGAGGUAUUGUUGUGUCUAUGAGUCGCCUUCUAGUGGUUCAUCAAAAUAAAAGAGGGGGGCAUGUUCCCUGCACCCUUGA